This is a messenger RNA of Phytomonas sp. Hart1, 1212 nucleotides long. The record is from the annotation of a GenBank genome assembly. NCBI's taxonomy places the organism in Eukaryota, Euglenozoa, Kinetoplastea, Trypanosomatida, Trypanosomatidae.
AUGCCUUACUUUUGUGUCAAAAAUGGACGCGAACUUUUAACCUCCGCGGCAAUUAAGGUGUAUAGACAGCACGGCUUCAUCCUCGCGGAAUCCUUUUUCAGCGAGAAGACAACCCACGAGCUCUCCAUGGCCGUUCGGGGCGCGGUCAUCAAGCGCGGCAUGAACCCUUUUCCCGCCGUCGACCCCCAAAACAACAUGAAGGUCAAAUUAGAUCACAAAAUGCAGCCUCGCAUACACCCUUUGGAGCCCCAAUCGGGUAUUCCAACACAAUCAGAAACCGAGAUGAAUCCAAAGGCACCUCGGGAAGGGACUUCCGAAGUGAGGAAGGACAAAAAUCGCGCCCAACAACGGGUUGAUCGGGCGUUUCGCCGCAUUUGUCGUUUAAAUUACCACUCCGUAAAGGCGGGUUUGCAGGCCCUUCGCGGGCGGGCGGUCAAGCCUAUCGACGAGGCCCUCGACACCGUCUUCAACACCUCGAAGUACUGGUGCUUUCUCUGGGAGGGCUCCCCCGCCCUGCGCGGUCUUUUGGAGCCCAACGAGGGCGAAAAGCGGGCGGGGGAUCUCCUCGGCGAGGCCGCCGCCGCGCUGAGCGGCGAGGUGGUGAUUCGCCUCUACUCCGAUGGCGUCUACGAGGCCCAGCCCUUCAUCAACCCCACCCCUUUUACCUUCGCCGGGUUGAAUAGCCCUUUUCAGAACCCCUACGCGCUCUCCGCGAUGAUUGGGCUGGAGGAUUUGGACGGCGCCACGCACGCGGAGGCGCCGAGGAUGGCGGUGAUGCCGGGCUCGCAUCGGGUUUUGCUCUCGUCAAGUGCGGGCGGGGUCGACCUCGAGCAUUUUCGCGUCUUCUCGAAGAUUUUCGACAUGGGAUUUCUCCCCCGCCAGACGCCGGAGCUGCAAGGGCUGCCGGUGAUUCAACUUCCCGCCCUUCGCCCGGGGGGUGUCCUAUUUCUGCAUAAUUUCACCCUCCACGCGAUGUUGCCUGUGAUGGAGGGGAAGGCGACUUUUCCGUAUAUCCCGCCCGCCGCGCGGGGGCCGCGGAAUCCGUUUUUAUACAACCUCUUGCUGAUGCCGGAUCGAUGUAAGUUUGACGGCGAGCGAAACUCCUGGGCCUCUCGGGACAGCCAUGGGCCUUUGUAUACAUACCAAAAAGGCCAGCCCUUGACGGAUGAUCGGCAAUUUCCGAUUCUCCAUCGGGCGCUUGAUAUUGAAUGA